Molecule: messenger RNA, 3350 nt
Organism: Panicum virgatum (switchgrass)
Lineage: Eukaryota; Viridiplantae; Streptophyta; Magnoliopsida; Poales; Poaceae
Product: dual specificity protein kinase shkD-like
Exons: 9
Coding region: 520-3168 (882 amino acids)
Biological process (GO): protein phosphorylation; signal transduction
Cellular component (GO): cytoplasm
Molecular function (GO): protein kinase activity; protein binding; ATP binding
Source: RefSeq, a predicted model, not a curated record
UCAAAACUGUUGCUCUCCCCCGUCGUCAUCCAAGUGCGUGACUGAAGGUAGCCAUUGCCGACCCAAUCAAUGAAUGAAAUGCCCCUCUCUACUUACAGUCACAGCUGAGUCAGGCAACAACUCCCGUCCACUCUUAUGCCCAAAACAAUCAUCCCAAGCUGACUCGGCUCAGCCGUCCAUAGUAUAUCAGCUCGGCUCCAACACAGCUGAAGCAAAACAGUGUCCCCCAUUUAAGGUUUGAGCCCUAGUAGCAGCCCGUCAGCUGAAACCCACAGAGCUCAGUCAGCCUGAAGAAAAUACACAAAGAAAGAGGCACUUGACUCCAGGUUGAAGAUCCUGGACCUACAGAUUAAAGGUUCAGACUAGUUUUGCCGUCAAACUCCAGAUUUCAUGGUAAUAAGAGUUAAAAGACAUGAAGUGAACUAUUGGCUUCAAUAGUUCAGUCAGCCUGGUGAGGGAUUUUCAAUUGAAAGCAAACAUAGCCAACCCUUCAGUCCCAACUAUCUCAAAAGCAGCGAUAUGGACUGGACAGGACAAGUAUUUAACAUUUGUGAACAAAAACUGCAAAAGCAGCUGCCAACAUAUGCCCCAUUCAGUGGCACCAACAGCAGCCUAGGAUCACAUAAGCCAGUCCCUCCAAACCCUUAUCAAGUUCAACCAAGGAAGAUAAAGUUUAUUUGCAACUUUGGCGGCACAUUCUUACCAAGGCCAAGUGACGGAGAGCUCCGCUAUGUCGGCGGUGAGAGGCAUCUGGUUCAGAUUAAUCAGGACAUGUCAUGGCAUGAGCUGACCUGCAAAACAACAAAGCUAAUAAGGCGGGAUCACACAAUCAAGUACCAUCUCCCAGGCGAGCAACUGAACAUGCUCAUCUCCAUCACCUCUGAUGAUGACCUUCGUAAUAUGAUUGAUGAGUGCGUUGUGCUAGAAACAAACAGAGAAAGGCUGACCAUGUAUCUUUUCUCUGCUAAAGACGAUGAGCACAAUGUGCACUUCCUUGUUGCACGCUCAUCCAAUGCAGAAAAAGAAGCACAGUUCAUUGCUCUCAUCAAUGGACUCACCAGACCAACCAUGGCAUUAAGAAUGCAAAGCCUUGGCAGCACCUCAACUAAUGAUCUAGAUCAGGUAAUGAUUGGUACCAAAGAGGAUAGGCUGCCAGCAGGCACGGAAGAGGAAGAUUCACUGUACAUCAAAGCUAAGUCCUCACAAAGGGUCGUUGUAGAACCAACCAAAACAUCAGGUGGAUUGCUGGAGAAGACACUUCCAACUCCAAAUUUCAUAACACGGAUGGCCAAGAAAGACAAGGCACAAAACAGAGAAGGCAACCUAAUCACCUCUGGUAGAAAGAUAAGUGGUGUUCACUUUAGUCCAUCUGUGCAAUCUGAAUCCAUACAUGCAGCUCAGAGUGGGGGAGGUAGUGAUCAGGGUGUCUCAAGGCAUCGGCCAGAACUGCAGCGAACUACUACAAUCAUAAUCGAAAAGGGCCAUCAAGUUCCAGGAGCUCAGGAAAAAGGACCACCAAGAAAAGAGAUGCUGGUACCACUGGAGAACAUCAAUGUGAAUCAAUUAUGGUCAAAUUCAAACAACAAUAGUCCAACACCACACACAGGUCGAGCCGCAUAUGAAGUGCCUGCAUCUUUAUCAAGGGGUCCCGAGAAAACAGAAAAUCAACAAACAGACUCUAACAAUAACAAGAAACCAGGAAGGCAUAACAGCCAGGAAGAAGCUAUGUCUCAUUUAGCACAAGAACCAUCAAUGAAGAACAAGAACUACCAGUUGCAAAAUAAGAUGGAGAUGCCUGCACAUGGUUCUGAGUCUGCAACUCCUAUGCAAUGCCAUGAUGAUAUGGGCAUCAGUUCAAACCAGCAUACUCUUGAGAAGUCGGUCGCAACCAAUAGCAGGACGAAGCAACAGCCAGCAGUUCCUCUCAAGGGUGGUCACAAUUUAAAGAAAGGUCAUCCUUCAAAGCUUUCCAGCAAUAGCGAAGAAACAAUACUUUCUAGCUCUUUCACAUCUUCAGAUAAGACAACUGAGCUGAAACCACAUACUCUAACUCUAGUGCGUCCGUCAAGCGAGAGACAACAAGAGCGAUCCAGCAGUCCAAGGCCAGAUGAAUCAUCAAAAAUGAUAAAAUCUCGGUCAGUCGGUGCUGAAAGAAAUAGUCCUCAGAUCAUAAUUUCAUCUCAAGAAGUUAAAGAUAGCACUGUGCCAUUGAUCUCAGAGCUUGAAGAACAUGAAACCAAGAACAGUGAACAGGGUCUUCCUGAAACUGUAGCGUUAGGCAGGGGUCUUACAAGUAACGUCCAGAUAAUAAGCAACGAGGACCUUGAAGAUCUCCGUGAGAUGGGCUCUGGUGCAUUCGGAACAGUUUUCCAUGGAAAAUGGAAGGGAACAGAUGUUGCUAUUAAACGGAUAAAGAACAGCUGCUUUAUGUUACCAUCACCUCAAGCAGAUAAGCUGCUUACAGAAUUUUGGAGAGAAGCAGCCAUUAUCUCAAAUCUUCACCACCCAAAUAUUCUGGCACUUUAUGGAGUUGUAAAUAAUGGACCUGGAGCAACAUUAGCUACUGUGACAGAAUUUAUGGUCAAUGGAUCUCUCAAGAAAGUCCUCCUUCGCAAUGACAAAUAUCUUGAUUGGCGCAAACGGAUCAUGCUUGCAAUGGAUGCAGCCAUUGGCAUGGAGUACUUGCACUCCAAGGACAUCGUCCAUUUUGAUUUGAAAUGCGAUAACCUACUAGUGAAUGUUAAGGAUCCGUCUCGUCCCAUUUGCAAGGUUGCUGAUUUUGGUUUAUCAAAGAUGAAACAAGCCACCCUGGUUUCCGGUGGAAUGAGAGGAACUCUUCCAUGGAUGGCCCCGGAGUUGCUGACAAUGAGUGGUACUAAAGUAUCCGAAAAGAUUGAUGUCUAUUCUUUUGGCAUCGUAAUGUGGGAAAUUCUCACGGGUGAGGAUCCAUAUGAUGGCAUGCACUAUGGAGGAGUCAUAGGGGGUAUUUUGAGCAACACACUGCGGCCACCAGUUCCAGCUUUGUGUCCCCAAGAGUGGAGGAAACUGAUGGAGCAGUGCUGGUCAACUGAGCCUGAGAGACGACCUUCGUUCAAUGAAGUUGCAUCCCGUCUCCGCGCCAUCCUAGAAGCAAGCCAGAGAGAACCGCAAAGUAAUGUGCAUGAAUAACACUCUCCUCUAUCUGCACAGCUUACCUGCAGAGCAGGAUCCAAGUGUCAGUAUGAAUAGAAUAAGUAAAAUUCCAGUCUCCCCGAAGUUAACUAUGGGAAGCCUAUAUGAUAUGCAUAGUAGUGUGGAAUCCACAAGUGCUAGAAGUUGGUAUAAUAAUAAUGUCGCCUCCAUGUUAGAUA